ACCAAGGGCCAUUGUGCACAUCUGUCCUGUGUCACAUGGGGAUAACUCCUAGGCCCAGAGGGAGCUCAAGGCCUGGAUUCUCCACCAGAAGCAAAGCAGAACAAAGCCCUUUCCUUCCUCAGAGGGGUGACAGCCUAGGACCUGAUUAGCACCAAAGGAGCCCCAGCAAUCUCUCCUCCCUCUUACCUGUUUGUUUGGGAUUUUUGAGAUGUUCUCACUAUGUAGUUCAGGGGGGCCUUGAACUGACUGUAUAGCCCAAGCUAGGCUUGAACUUGCAGCAAUCCUCCUGCCUUAGCCUUCCAAGCACUGGGAUGACAGGGUGAGCCCAGCCAGCGGCCCCUGGAAGAUGAGAAGGAGGUAAUCCGCCGGGCCAUCCAGAAGGAGUUGAAAAUCAAGGAGGGCAUGGAGAACCUGCGUCGCGCGGCCACAGACCGCCGCCAUGUGGGCCAUAUACAGCAGCUGCUGCAAUCUUGCAACCGGCGCCUAGAGCAGCUGCACGGCCAGCUUCGGGAGCUACACACCCGAGUCCUGCUGCCUAGCCCGGCUGAGCCUGUGGCCUCAGGACCCUGGCCCAGGGCAGAGCAGUCCAAGGCUCGGCACCUGGAGGCCCUGCAGAAGCAGUUGCAAGUGGAGCUGAAGGUUAAGCAGGGGGCAGAGAAUAUGACCCACACAUGUGCCUUUGGCACCCCCAAGGAGAGAAAGCUCCUGGCUGCUGCCCAGCAGAUGCUGCGGGAUUCCCAGCUGAAGGUAGCCCUGCUCCGCAUGAAAAUCAGCAGUCUGGAGGCCAGCGGGUCCCCUGAGCCAGGCCCUGAGCUGCUGGCUGAGGAGCUGCGGCACCGGCUACACAUCGAGGCUGCAGUGGCCGAGGGUGCCAAGAACGUGGUGAAGCUGCUUGGUGGCCGGAGAAUGCAGGACCGCAAGGCCCUGGCUGAGGCCCAGGCCCAGCUCCAAGAAUCCUUACAGAAGCUGGAUCUGCUCCAGCUGGCCUUGGAGCGGCUGCUGGAGGGCCUGCCUCCCAGCCACCCUCUGCACAGCAGGGUGGCCCGGGAACUACGAAUGGCGACGCUUGGGAACCCACAGCCUUCAGGGACACUUGUGAAGCCCACCGCCCUGACAGGGACACUGCAGGUCCACCUCCUGGGCUGUGAGCAGCCACUGGCAGCUGUGCCAGGACGCUCCCCGGUGGCUGCACUGGCCAGCAGCCCCUCCGAGGGCUGGCUUCGGGCUAGGGCCAGGCAGCAGCGUGGCAGAGGCGAGCUGGCUAGUGAGGUGCUGGCGGUGCUGAAGGUGGACAACCGAGUGGUGGGGCAGACAGGCUGGGGGCAGGUGGCCGAGCGGUGCUGGGACCAGACAUUUGCCAUUCCCCUGGAGCACGCACGGGAGCUGGAGGUUGGAGUGCACUGGCGAGAUUGGCGGCAGCUAUGCGGUGUGGCCUUCCUGAGGCUUGAGGACUUCCUGGACAACGCCUGUCACCAGCUGUCCCUCAGCCUCAUGCCGCAGGGCCGGCUCUUUGUCCAGGUGACCUUCUGUGACCCUGUGCCUGAGAGGCGGCCCCGGCUGCAGAGGCAGAAACGCAUUUUCUCUAAACAGCGAGGCCAGGACUUUCUGAGAGCUUCGCAGAUGAACCUCAGCAUGGCAGCCUGGGGGCGCCUGGUCAUGAGCCUGCUGCCCCCCUGCAGCUCACCAAGCACCAUCAGCCCCCGCAAAGAGUGCCCUCAGACCUCAGCUACACCCUACGGGACCACCAAGCCUGCGUCCCCAUGUCAUCUGCCCAAGAAGACCCCCACAGGACAAGAGCUCCAGCCGCCGCCCAAGCCCCCACGCCUCUUCCUGCCCCAGGAGCCUGUCCCGGAGGAGACGCCGUGCAACAAACGCCCCCACAUGGAGCCGAGGACCAGGCAGGCACCUGCCCUGGUAGCCUCCCCUGCCAGGAAACCCCCCCGGCUGCAGGACUUCCACUGCUUGGCCGUGCUGGGCCGGGGACACUUUGGCAAGGUCCUCCUGGUCCAGUUCAAGGGGACAGGGAAAUACUAUGCCAUCAAGGCACUGAAGAAGCAGGAGGUGCUGAGUCGGGAUGAGGUGGAGAGCCUGUACUGUGAGAAGCGGAUCCUGGAGGCCGUGGGCCGCACAGGGCACCCCUUCCUGCUCUCCCUCCUCGCCUGCUUCCAGACCUCCAGCCAUACCUGCUUCGUGACUGAGUUUGUGCAGGGCGGUGACCUCAUGAUGCAGAUCCACGAGGAUGUCUUCCCUGAGCCCCAGGCCUGCUUCUACCUGGCCUGUGUGGUCCUGGGGCUGCAGUUCCUACACGAGAAGAAAAUCAUUUACAGGGACCUUAAAUUGGAUAAUCUCCUGCUUGACGCCCAGGGCUUUCUGAAGAUUGCAGACUUCGGGCUGUGCAAAGAAGGGAUUGGCUUUGGGGACCGGACAAGCACCUUCUGCGGCACCCCGGAGUUCCUGGCGCCUGAGGUGCUGACACAGGAGACAUACACACGGGCUGUGGACUGGUGGGGGCUAGGUGUACUGCUGUAUGAAAUGCUGGUGGGCGAGUGCCCGUUCCCAGGGGACACGGAAGAGGAGGUGUUCGACUGCAUUGUCAACACAGAUGCCCUGUACCCCCACUUUCUGUCAGCGCAAGCCCUCGAGCUCAUUCAGAAGCUCCUUCAAAAGUGCCCAGAGCAGCGCCUGGGCGCUGGCCAGCAAGAUGCGGAGGAGAUCAAGGUCCAGCCGUUCUUCCGGGCCACCGACUGGCAGGCCCUGCUAGCCCGAGCUGUUCAGCCCCCCUUCGUGCCCAUCCUCUGCGGCCCUGCAGACCUGCGCUACUUUGAGGGCGAAUUCACAGGGCUGCCGCCCGCCCUGACUCCACCUGGCCCGCGAAGCCCCCUGAGUGCCCGUCAGCAGGCCGCCUUCCAGGACUUCGACUUCGUGUCUGAGUGCUUCCUGCAUUCCUGAGCCCAGUGGUGCGGUCUGGCCGGGACCCUAAGAGCCCAUAUGUGCCUGUAGGCACCCUGCCCAGCAUCGGGACUCUGGGGAAUUGAGAAGCCUGUGAGAUUCAAGGUGGUGGCCAUCGGGCUGCUGUGUGGGCUUUCUGUCACUGGGCAGAGUGUGUCCCCUUGCUGUCCUCUCACCAUCCUCUACCUUCCAGCAAGAGCCAGAUCGGAAAGGGCACCACAGUGAAGAGGGGCUUUGUUUGUCUUUUUAAUACUUGACUGGCUUUGUGGAUUAUUAAAUGUGUAAAACUGCA
This is a messenger RNA of Cavia porcellus (domestic guinea pig), 3241 nucleotides long. It is a transcript of the gene Pkn3, whose product is annotated as protein kinase N3. Gene Ontology annotation, biological process: peptidyl-serine phosphorylation; intracellular signal transduction. Lineage: Eukaryota; Metazoa; Chordata; Mammalia; Rodentia; Caviidae. Gene Ontology annotation, cellular component: cytoplasm; nucleus. Gene Ontology annotation, molecular function: small GTPase binding; protein serine/threonine kinase activity; ATP binding. Bases 403 to 2949 code for a protein of 848 amino acids. The record is from RefSeq and is a predicted model, not a curated record. The transcript has 22 exons.